Messenger RNA from Dermacentor andersoni, 5850 nucleotides. Its product is annotated as LIM and senescent cell antigen-like-containing domain protein 1. Gene Ontology annotation, cellular component: focal adhesion; cytoplasm; cell-cell junction. Gene Ontology annotation, biological process: cell-cell adhesion; cell-cell junction organization; positive regulation of substrate adhesion-dependent cell spreading. The record is from RefSeq and is a predicted model, not a curated record. NCBI's taxonomy places the organism in Eukaryota, Metazoa, Arthropoda, Arachnida, Ixodida, Ixodidae.
AGAUAGUGCCGCCUUGCCUCGAAGCCUCACCGGUGCGCUCUACUUAACCGGAGUUCCGUGUGUCCGCGGCUGUCGCGUGUUCCGUCGCCACGAUGAACCUGUCAUUGGACUCGUCCGAGCUGUACCAGCGACGGUCCGAGCAGCUUCGCAGGGCCGUGCAGGGUCUCUCGCUGUCAGAUUCAACGUCCGACACGAAGUCGGAUACGAGCGGGGACUACGCAAACGUGACGCCAACACCGAAAGGCGUCAAGGCAAAUGGCGGCGCCCCGCGAAAGAGCACCGGCAGCGAAGAGGAACCACCACCGUUGCCGCCGCCGCCCGUACACUUGACACUCAAGAACGCCAUGCCUUCAGCGGACCGCGCCUCCAGAGUCACCGUGCUGCCUAUGCUCGACGUGAUGGCAUGCUGCAAGUGCGGCCACGGGUUCGGCCCUUCGGAGCAGAUCGUCAAUUCCUGUGGCCAGGUCUGGCACCCUGAAUGUUUUGUAUGCGCGCAAUGUUUCCGGCGGUUCCCCGGGGACGUCUACUACGAGUUCGAGGGCCGCAACUACUGCGAGCACGACUUCCGCGUGCUGUUCAUGCCGACGUGCGCCCAGUGCAACGAGGGAAUCACGGGCCGCCUCAUCAGGGCUCUGGGAAGGGACUGGCACGCGCACUGUCUCUGCUGCCGACGAUGCGGCGAAUGCCUCUCGGACCAAGGGCUGCUGAGCAUACACCGCAGACCUUACUGCAGAAAGUGUUACAACGUGAUGCAAGCGGAAUACAUUGGCAAGCUGAUAUGCGCCAAGUGCGAUGAGGUGAUCGACGAGAACCCACUCAGACGAAAAGGCGAAGUGUACCACCCUUACCACUUUAACUGUGUUAAGUGCAGCGUGGAGCUCACGAGCGACGGGCGCGAGAUCAACGGCGAGAUGCACUGCCUCAAGUGUCACGACAAGAUGGUCACCUCGGUGUGCGCGGCAUGCCGGAGACCCAUCGAGGACGCGCGCGUGGCCUGUGCGCUGGGGAAGAAGUGGCACGUUGAGCACUUCGUGUGCGCGCACUGCGAGAAGCCGUUCCUCGGCCGCAAGCACUACGAGAAGAACGGGCACGCUUACUGCGAGACGCACUUCGAGCAGCUCUUCGGGUUUGUCUGCUUCGUGUGCAACCUACCGUCGGCACAAGGCUACAAGUCUCUGAACAAAAUGUGGUGCCCGCCGCACUUCAAUUGCUCGUAUUGUGACAGGCCUCUUGCUACGAAGUCAAGGUUCCUCGACGUUGACCUGAGGCCCGUAUGCAAGAAAUGCUUCGAGAAGUUUCCCAGCAAGCUAAAAAAGCGCCUUCUCAAGACGACGGAGAAAAGCAGCCUUCCGAACAAGUAGAAACAUGUGUCUAAAAAGAUUGUCUUUUUUAACGUAGAAAAACAAGAGAUUUAAAGUUAUCGUGUUCUUACAACUGAGAUUGGAAGAAAGGCCGUUAAGUUUUAAAGGGUCACUAAAAUUAUCAGCAAGAUGUAAUAUUAUAUUGAAUCAGAAUUAGUGCUAAGACUCAUGCGCAGACUUGUAGGUAUCUAACGCUGGUGCUGUCGGAUCAACAAUGACGACGAAUAUGUACAGCGUUAUGGGUUAGACGCAAGUGUUUCGAUAGAAGAAGGAAGAAAUGGUAGGAGGGGGGGGGGGGUGUAAAAAUAAACAGAGCGUUUUCUCUACGCUUACACUGUUAUUUCGUUGCACUCGUGUGUUGAACACGAUCGCGCUUAGUCACUUGUCAUUUACUGUCAAUUCAUGUCAGUUACUGUAAGCAGAAUAGUGACCAGAAUGUCUCCGAUUGCGCUAACGCUGAUCAACGCAGUGUGUACGUGACAUCGAAUAUUCUCUCCCUAAGAAAAUAAGGCCACAAAAAUAAUUAAGUAACAUUAAUAUAAUUAACGUUGUACCACUGACGUGGAAAGUUUAGGUGCAUGUACCAAGAAAGAACCAUGGUUCAAAAGAGCCCCGUGAAAAGGUUACCCGUUUCAAUGCCCACAUGUAUGCCGGCGAGGAUCACAUUCAAAGCAUGUGCACGAUGUGAUUCACGCUUUAGCGUUUCCGCGUCUCCUUGAGACACAAGGAAUGCCAUAACCGCAAGACGCUGACCGGUGAUACCGGGCUUCUCUGAGAAAUGCUUACACAGCAGCCGCGAACGUUUCGCAUGAGACCCGCUCUUUGGACUUCUAUCAGCUGACGUCAGCUACCCGGCUCGAGAUGCGACAUCAGUAUUACAUAUUCGCUCUCUCUUUACGAUGGCCCCGAGAAAGGAGGCCCGUAAUGAGGUCACGAACAUGAAACGACACCCGCAAGCAAUGCCUGCGUGUCUACCCGGCUUCCGGGAGUACGUGCGAGCGCAAAAUGUUUAUAGGCAUGAGAAUAAACAGAUGCACUAUUGGCGCAGACUUGCCACCAAGCCCUUGACUCAGAGUAUACAUACGCCCUUGGCACGCAUCGUGUACCUUUCAUGCAAACCGCGUUCUCGUGGCACACAUCGGUAAGCAUAGUCUAGCUGCUUCACGGACGUCCUCUCUAAACGUAUGUUUCCUUGCGAACUAUCACGCGAUUUUCUUAUACUUUUGGUCAUCGUUUUCCCUUUUUUUUUUGUUGCCGUUUCAUGCUGGUGAGCGCGUCAUUAGCGAAUAGGAAUAAAAGCUUCUACGAGAAUGAGAUGCUGUGAUUUUGGUAAAACGUGCAACAAGGAUAUAAAAGUAUAUGCAUAUAGCUAAAUCCACCGGUGAAAAAAAAAAAAAAGGAAAGUGACCUUGAGAACACAACAAAAACGAGGUGACUCAUUUAUUGUUACCUUGCUCAUGACAUCAAUGUCGGCUUCGAGCUCGUUUUUCACUCCACUCCAUGGCUUUGCUUUCGUGAACGAUUGCGACCUCAACUCGACAGCGUCGUGUGAGCACGAAGUUUCAAACAUUGCCAAGCUGUCGUGUUACAUCUCUGUGUCGUUUUUGCGAUGGACAGAAAUUGUUUCCCCCAUUUCAACUGCGCUCCUUCAUUAAGGGCACUUCCGCUCUCCCUCUUCCUUGCAGAGUAACAUGCAGGCGAAUGCUUUGUACAAAGGAGAACCUCUCUGCGUUUAACAAAGAGCUCUCUCUCUCUCUCUCUCUAUCUCGCUCGCUCGCUCGCUUUGCGACGAACAUGUUGUUGUUGUUGUUGUUUCAAAACAUGGUUCGAUUGAGCAUCGUCUUUAAGAGGCAAGUAAUAAUAAUAAUAAUAAUAAUAAUAAUAAUAAUAAUAAUAAUAAUAAUAAUAAUAAUAAUAAUAAUAAUAAUAAUAAUAGUUUGCUAGCGAUAGGAUGGUUUAGAUGGCUUCAUACAUUAAUCCAUACGGGUUAAGAUAUAGCUCGGCAGACAAAUGACAAAUGAAGGAAACUAUACGCCAAGAAACUCUGGCAGACCUGUGUGAUCUUGCACCGCGAUAGACCAAACUCCAGCAACGCAAUUUGCGGCGACACACUGGCCGCUGCGCCGUGCGUGCUCCUUGUUGUAACCGCGGAACGUUUUUCCAGCGCGAAGGCGUUUAGUAUUUCAGCGAAAAUUUUCACCUGUCCCGCCGGCGCCGGCGACCUUGAAUGCGUGCAUGCUUAGAAAAGCUCUCGUGAUAACACUUCUGUACCUACAAACACACUUCCAACGGCUUAUAUUGUAAACACAAAGGGUCCUCAUCCAUAUAGAGCAUACCAUACAUACAUAGGGGGACCAAAAGAAAAAAAGAAAACCUACUGUCUAAAAUAAAUAUAUUAUUUAGGACGAAGAGUAGUAAGCCCCUUCAAGAUAAUCUCUAACGAAGCCAAUACUCUUGUUCAACCUUUUCCUCCACUUUUGGAAGCGACUCUGGAGCUCCUCAAGCACAAUGCUGUUGAGCGGCCCUUGCGAAGUUGUCUUCACCUCGUGCACAGAGGCAAAUCUCCUUAUCGCAUUUUCUUAAAAAUAAAGAAAAAUAAUCACAGGGAGCUCGGUCUGAUGAAUAGGGUACGUGGGGAACGCCAGCCCAUCCCUCAGAGGCUGAAUACCGCGUCAUUACACUAAAGCAGUGUGAACUGCGACGCAUGUGCUAUCGUGAUGGAGAAAGCCAAUCGCCCGUAUUUCCCGAAUUUGCGCGUCUACCUUGCGCAUUCUUUCUUAAUCGUCUUAAUACCUCCUAGUAAAUUUUCUGAUUGACACUCCCCUGUUUGGGAGAAACAAAUUCCCGCUGCACCAUUCCAAAAGAGAGAUGGAGAAACUACAGAGUUUUAGAAUAGGGGCCCCAAUAGUUUGGGGCCCCAAAGAGCUUUGCGGGUGUUAGCGUUGGGGCACGAAGGAGUGAAGAGAUUUAGGAUAGGGUUUUACGUUUGCAGAUAGCGUCUUGCGCUGAAAGCGCCACUACGGCGUCAAAUAAAAGCUAUUAGAAAUAAUUCAAUAAGAUAUACCAUUUUAUGAUAGAAGUAGUAAUUUUGACUUGCGUGUAUUCGCGUUUAAUUACAAUUUGGAGGUUAUUCUGUAAGCAGGAAACAAUUAGUUGCGCUUAGUUUCGAGCAAACCAACUUUACGUGCCUUCACCAGCCAAGCUUAGCCGUGUUAGGCCUACGAGCCAUAAAAUCCACAAGCGAAUUCGAAAUCAGCGGCGUCUAAUGACUCAAUAUUCAUAACACACGCUAGUUGAUAGAAAGCGAUAACCGCAGUCACUUCUCUUAGCUUGCGAACUUCACGCGUUACCACGAAUCGAACCUAGUUUAGUGCUAGGUUAGAGCCGUCGCUUCGAUGGGUGCCGCCAUGUUUGCUGACGCAAAGUUUUUGGGGCCGCUAUUUGGGCUCCCGCUAAAUCGGUGAAAUAGCGUUCCCAACGCAAAACCCAAACGCAGUUCGCGUCUCGCGCAUGCGCAGUGGCUUCGACGCUAUUUCUUUGGGGCCCCUAUUCUAAAACUCUCUACUAUAAUCACCGGCUUUACACGAGCGCGCUUGCCACAUUUCUUGCGCUCUUGCUGAAUUAGUCUUCAACUGACUCCAAACUAAUUACAGCGAAGCUGUAUGUGGCUAGGGUUCCGUGCAUUUUUUUGUUAUCUGUAAACAAAAACUAUCAUCAUCAAUGGCUCAUGCCCACGUAAGCAAGCAAAAGAUGCAUUGGCUCAUAGCCCCGUAAAGCGGAGAGUAUACAAGCACUCAGCCAAGUGAAGCGAACAGUGCUUACAUUCGUUCUAGUCACGCAUACAACAUACAGAAUAGCAUGUCGAAAACUAUCACGAUGAACGGCUCAUAUCCCCCUAAGCAAGGAAAAAAUUCAAUGGUUCAUACCCCCUUAAACAAGCAAAAAAUGCAAUGGCUCAUAGGAUUCAUGGCUACUCACUUUGCGUGGAUUAGUUGCGACGACACUACUCCUAUGAUCGUUGUCGGUUAUUUCAAUGUGGAUGAGUCGAGACCGAAAAGGGAGUGGUUUAUGUGUUUCGUGUUGCAGACAUAUCGCUUGCGAUGCCGCACCGAUCCGGCCCAACCAACCACCCAGCGGCGUACGUGCAUCGAUUUGAGAGAGAGAGAGAGAAGGAGAUUCUUGUUGAUGGGAAGGAAAGGUUGGGGUAAAGUGCAGCGCAGUAAUUGUCUCUCAGCAGAGGACACCUCAACCGCGCUGCACAGGGGGUAGGGAAUGAAAGUAGAGGGAGAGAAAGUGCACCAGAAACAGCACUUUCUCGCAUCGUGCAUGUGCGAAAUACAUCAUACAUCGAUUUGACAUUAUCAAAGAAUGUGUUUGCAGUGGCGAGUGAAAUAAUGACCACCGAUCAAGACAGUAAAUGUGCGUGCGUACCUUUCGUCACGAUGACCACACAUUAAAACAAUAAAUGAGUUCCUACCUUUGUUCAAAA